Molecule: messenger RNA, 3501 nt
Organism: Lytechinus variegatus (green sea urchin)
Lineage: Eukaryota; Metazoa; Echinodermata; Echinoidea; Temnopleuroida; Toxopneustidae
Product: three prime repair exonuclease 2-like
Exons: 1
Coding region: 438-1451 (337 amino acids)
Biological process (GO): DNA catabolic process
Cellular component (GO): cytoplasm
Molecular function (GO): 3'-5'-DNA exonuclease activity; nucleic acid binding
Source: RefSeq, a predicted model, not a curated record
AGUACACUAGUUAAUUGGAACGAGUAAGGACAUGUUGGCGUCAUGACGCGUAGUAUUGCGCAAUAACCAUGAUAACUGGAAGUAAACGGUAUACCGAAGUAAACAAGUCAAGUGAAGUUCUGUAUACAUGCAGGCUUGCUGUACUCCGCCAACAAGUGGAAGUAUAUCCAGUUGGAUAUUUUACAAAUCUAACUUUACACGAUUACCAUGCCCGGUUACAAUGUCGACUAAGAAAAGUGUGGGCUGAGGCGAGCUGAGUACAGCUAGUGAGCUACGGUAGCACUAGCAAGUAUGAUGUACAGGCAGUCAUAUUUGGAGCAGCUGCAUGUGCAGUGACUGCUAUCUCAGUCUGUAGACUGUAGUCUGUACUCUGCUUAUCAAAUCCUGGAGAGAGUAAUGCACUUUUCAGUGAUCUAUCUCAACACCUUAAUGUAGCCAUGGAUAUCGAUACUGGACGAGGAGAGAUCAGGAUAAAUAGCUUUGUCUUCCUUGAUUUGGAAACUAGUCAUCUCGAGAAAGGUGACCGGCCAACGAUAAUUGAAAUGAGUCUGUUUGCAGUCCACCGGACAGGACUUCUCCACCCAGAUGUCCUCGCGUCAUUAAAUCGUGCCAAAAGACAAGAUACGACGUAUGAUCUGUCGAAGGUGCUAUUCCCAAGAGUCGUUGACAAGUUGACUCUCUGCUUGGACCCGCGAAAGCAGACAAGUGCUCAGUCAUUUUGCCUCACCAAAUUAGACAACCUUAAUCUUUGCGAGAGCAAGAAGAUGGCCCUUGAUAAAGAUGUAAUCUCCAUGCUGAACAUCUUCUUGAGACGACAAGAGGGACCAAUCUGCCUGGUUGCUCACAAUGGAAACAGAUUCGACUUCCCCAUGUUGAGGACGGAACUCUCUCGUGUGACUGUGAACGAACCCUUUGAAGAUUUUCUGUGUGCAGACUCAUUGGAUGGCUUCAGGGAAAACUUUGCUACGGAGGUCAAGGUGGAGGAUCCAGGCUUCCUGAAACGAAAGAAUCCAGAGCGUGAAGGUUCAAUUCUUCCAGCAAAAAGAGGGACAGAUAUGUCCGACGCUACCCCCACCAUCCAUACAUCAAGCAAUGCUGCGAUCCCUUCAUCAGAUCAUGCUGCUGUUGCUGAUAAUGGUGAUGAUACGAUGAAUAACCGCAGUACAUGUACUUCUGAUAACACACCGGAUCGCACCCUCGCCAAACGCCCUUCCCCUCCCCCGCCCCCAAGGAAAAUCUCAUACUCCCUCAACAAUAUAUUUAAGAGAACUUUUGGAAGGGAACCAUCAAUUUCUCAUUCUGCGGAAGAUGAUGUCGCAUCCUUAAUCAAGGUUCUUCAACCGAGAAUGGAGGAUUUUGUGAAAUGGGCUGAUGUACGUGCCGUGCAAUACAAAAAUAUUGACUACUACUACAAGCCCCUCAAGCCCAGACGUAAAUUGUUUGAUGAUUGAUUGCCACAUGUACAUGUGCAGUAUUUUUUUACUGCGUCCGUCUCUCUUUUAUCGUUUCUCGGUUGGAGAUCAUUGUGUCAUCUGGAUCUUACCAAACUUACAGUCAGUUAAUCACUUUCUAACAUUAAGUGCUACAUGUAGAAUGGUAUCAUACACUCAUCAUGAUGACAUGAUACACAUGUAGGCCUUGCUGCCUUAGUCACUUGUUAAUUGUAUUCAUAUUAUAGAUUGAUAUGCAAGAAAUUACAUGUUUACAUAACAGCAUUGGAAGCAAGAUUGCAUUAAGUGGAAAAUCAAUUGUUAAAAUCAAGAGUUCAAUCAUUGCUAAAAGAUUGGUGAUUUGGGCAAACAACAACAAAAAACAUUAUUUUGCCUACUGAUGCACCAUGUAAAUGUGAACCAGAAAAAAGAUAUAUUUAUAGAUAUUUUCUGUCUAGAACGUUGACAUGCAGCUGAUAUUGUGUAGAGAAUAUUACAAUUUAGUAAAAAUACAAAUUUGUUGAUAUAUAAAGCCAUUGAUAAAUUUCAGUGGCAAUUCAGUUUAGAUACAUUCUCUUAGAAUACAAGUACUGUAUAUACCAUGGAACUAUUAAACUAUUGUGCAUUCUUGAUGCUCAUUUAAAGAUAAACUGGUAAGGUAACAACAGAAAAUGUUCACAGAAGUGAACAAAACUUUCAAAAACUAUAAAUAAAUGAUAUCUGCCCAAAAAAUCAGGAUAAUGUAUUAUUACAGAGUAAUGAGCAAAUGAAGAUCAUGAUUUAGAAAGGUUACUUGAAAAUACAGGUCCAAUAUAUUUUGGUCCCUCAUGUUGAUUCCUGUGUUAGCUAAAGAAGCAUGUAUGAAUAUAAUUUCAAGCAAGCCUAAAUUAUUUGUUCUAGAAAAGUAAUCAUAAGCUUCUGAUGUGUGAUACACUUAAGGAUUGCUUCCAAACAUUUCCUAUCAAAAUUAGAUUUCUAGACCAAAAUUCGAACUUGGCUUAUGACAUCCAGACUUGUCACUACUAUGAUUUGUUAUCGAAAUUGCUUGACCAAUCCUCAUGAAAUAUUGCAAUGAAAAGAUGAAAUUUGGUAAUUCCCAAUUCAAUUAUUGAAAUACAAGUAGUCUUACAAUCUGAAUUAAUACCACUAGCAUGUUUUGGAAGAUAACAGAGUUUUGCAGUUUAAUUCAAAUGCAUUUUUUGUGCAAGAGAGUCAUGAAAUACAUGUACUGUACUUUCAUUCAAGUACAUGUACAGUCGAGACUCGCCAAAUGGCAUGUUGUUGAUUUUGUCAAAAAUUUGAAUCUUAUGACAUUUAAAUCAAACUUCUCCAAAACAGUUUGGAAAAAAAUAAUUAUCAGUUGCUCUUUAUCUUACUCAUUCAUGAUUAUCAAUCAUACCUGUAUGUAGGACAAUUAAUAUAGACUCAUUUUGAAAUUGUUACAACGGCCAUUUACAUGUAUCCUAAAUUCUUUAUUGAAUUUUCCAUUUUCAUAAUUUAUAAUUGUUCAAUAUUUAAUAUUAAAUAAAGCAAAUGUACCUGUAUUUUAGAUGAACUAUACUUCUUUUAGAUCUUGCCAGAGUGACCACUUGAAAUCAUGUAAAUGUUAUAUAUUAUAUUGUAGAAUACAUGUCAUUUUAAAGGAGAAUCCAACCAAAAGAGAAAAACAGAAUGGAUAAAACUUGAAAGAAAUCGUAUAAGGAAUAAGAAAGUAAUUCCAAAUUGGCAAAUUUCCCAUCAAUAGGCUGUGUGCAUACUUAUGGCAUCACCAAUUUGAACUUUCCAUAGGUACAUAUACAUGUAGUCACAAUUUGAAUUUAUGCAGCAUUUUUUUUUAAAUUCACAGUAUUGUUUAAAAAGAAUAUAAUGAUGUUCUACUACUGACAUUUAUCUCUGAGAAAACUUUCCAUCUGGUUUGGAUUCCACUUUAAUGACAAAGUAGGCCUUAUAGUCAUUCAUAUCUCUUGUUGUGUUAUACAUAUAAUAAUAUACAAUAAUCUAUGAAUUUUGUAUUGAAAUUUAUAUUUUAGAGAGGUUUUCAUAUAAUAAACUAUCAUGGCAGUAUAUCUGA